AUGAACCAGAUGGCAUAUGGCUCGAGCACAUCCUACGGUCCUGCCUGCGGCCGAUGCUUCAACCUAACGCUGCUUAACACUUUCUUGUCUGACCCUCCGUUCUAUCCUUCGGAAACCAAGAGUGUUGUGGUAAAAGUGACAGAUCUUUGUCCAUUGAGCACGACAGGCUGGUGCAAUGCAACUAGUGUGGGGCCAAACGCCGCCGGCAACUACUUGAAUUUCGACCUCGCGUGGCCAUCUUCCUCGAUACCGGACGACUUCUUCCCGUCAAAUGAGUCUUUCUACGGCUAUAAAGACUUCGGCGUCUGGAACAUCAGCUAUCAGAGUGUUGACUGUCUAGACGAUUGGGCAGGGGGAAAGAACGCCGCUGCACUCGGAAGCGUCCCUGCGCUCGAAGAUGGCGCAUGUUGUCCGAACAAUCCCACCGGCAAUGCAAACGAUACAUGCCCUUCAUACUCAGACGCCAAUGGCAUACCCCCGGACACCGCAUCGACAGGCACGUUGUCUACCGGCUCCACCGGUCUUCAUGCUGGUGGGAAGGCAGGUAUCGCUAUUGGAGUUAUCGCAGCUGUUGCUUUCAGUGCCGUUGCCGCGUACUUGAUACGCAAUCGGACUCUUGCUAGGCGAGCCAAAUUGAAGAUUGGCAAGAACUGA
Peniophora sp. CBMAI 1063 is the source of this 654-nucleotide messenger RNA. NCBI's taxonomy places the organism in Eukaryota, Fungi, Basidiomycota, Agaricomycetes, Russulales, Peniophoraceae. The record is from the annotation of a GenBank genome assembly.